Molecule: messenger RNA, 1620 nt
Organism: Lithohypha guttulata
Lineage: Eukaryota; Fungi; Ascomycota; Eurotiomycetes; Chaetothyriales; Trichomeriaceae
Exons: 3
Coding region: 1-1620 (539 amino acids)
Molecular function (GO): oxidoreductase activity, acting on paired donors, with incorporation or reduction of molecular oxygen; monooxygenase activity; heme binding
Source: RefSeq, a predicted model, not a curated record
AUGAGAAUUUCAAGUGUCGAGAUACAAUACCCUCUGAGGCUAGCGGCCGCCUUUGCGAUUCUCCUACCACUGUCUCUGCUUGCAAUAUACCUUUUGACGAUACCGAAUGCCAUAAAAGAUUCGAGACGGCGUAAACUGCCUCCAGGUCCGGCAGGACUACCAUUCAUUGGAAAUCUGCUAGACAUUGCAGAUUCCGAGGUCGUGCGGGAUAAAGCGCGUGAAUGGCACCAAAAGUUUGGAGACAUCUUCUAUACCAAGAUCGGUGGCACAGACUAUGUCUGGCUGUCAUCGCCCAAAGCCGUCCGAGAUCUCAUGGACAAGAAGUCUGCUGUGUACUCCUCCAGGGCUCCGACACCAUUCGCACAAGAUGUAGCGAGUGGUGGGAAACGGCAACUUUUCAUGCAAUACGGACCCGAAUGGCGGACCCUACGUAAAACUAGCCACAGCUUGCUCAACAUCUCCUCAGCAGUGAGAUACCAACCGAUUCAGGACUUCGAAUCCAAACAGUUAAUGCGUGAUCUUCUGGAUACUCCGUCUGAUUUCUACCAGCACAACAGACGUUACAGUUCAUCUGUGAUCAUGCUUGUCACAUACGGAUAUCGUCUACCUUCCUGGAAACAUCCUCUCAUGGCCAAGAUCUACACAGUCCUGGACAAUUUGACGGAAAUGACCGCACCAGGUGCUCAUGUUGUCGACAGCUUCCCUUCGCUGGCUCGUUGGCCUCAAUGGCUUCUUGGCAACUGGCGUGACCAAGCAGAGAAAGUGUUCACGCAUGACAGCAAGGUUUACCUUGGCUUGUGGAAUCAGCUGAAGAAAGAGGUCGACGAAGGUACUGCUAAAGAGUGCUUUGUCAAGGACUUCUAUCUACAAAACCCGGAAAAGCACGGUAUAGAUGACCUCUUGGCAGCUUAUACGUGCGGCGGGCUUGUUGAAGCUGGAUCUGAGACCACAGCGACCACGCUAAACAACUUCCUUCUUGCGAUGGCAAUAUUUCCAGAGGUGGCUCAAAAAGCUCAACAGGAGAUUGACCAAGUAAUUGGAAGUACCAGACUGCCUUCGUGGGAAGAUGAAGCCAAUCUACCCUAUGUCAGAGCUCUAGUGAAAGAAGUGCUGCGCUGGAGGCCAGUGAACAAGUUUGGAAUGCCACACUGUACGAGUGAAGAUGAUUGGUAUGAGGGUUACUUCAUACCCAAGGGCAGUGUAGUGAUGCUGAACUGGUGGGCUAUCCAUUAUGAUCCCAAACUGUUCCCACAUCCAGAGACAUUCGACCCCACUCGUUUCUUAGGCCAUUCACAACCAGCAGCAGACUACAUCAACGCGAACGACCCUGGCAAGCGAGAUCACUUCACAUAUGGUGCUGGAAGGCGUGUAUGUCCUGGCGUUCACGUCGCGGAGAGAUCACUCUACAUCAACAUUGUUCGUACAUUGUGGGGUUUCAAUAUCAACAAAGCUAUUGAUGCAGCGGGAAAUGUGAAGGAACCUUCGCAGACCAUGGUUAGAGGAUUCCUCAGUGUACCGGUUGAGUUCGAAAUUGAUAUCAAACCUCGAUCAACUGGGCACGAGCAGAUCGUGCGUGAGGCAUUUGCAAAGGCUGAUGAGGAGGGAAUUGUCUUUCGUUGA